Salvia splendens (bonfire salvia) is the source of this 2468-nucleotide messenger RNA. RefSeq names its product beta-amylase 8. Gene Ontology annotation, molecular function: beta-amylase activity. NCBI's taxonomy places the organism in Eukaryota, Viridiplantae, Streptophyta, Magnoliopsida, Lamiales, Lamiaceae. The record is from RefSeq and is a predicted model, not a curated record. The transcript has 10 exons. Bases 137 to 2302 code for a protein of 721 amino acids. Gene Ontology annotation, biological process: polysaccharide catabolic process.
AAACAUUGUAAAUAGUGCUAUCUGGAGGGUGUGAAAUGCAAAUAAUGAUAAACCAGCAACGAAGAUUGUGUGUGUGAUAGUCCGAGAAGGAGAGAGCUAAGAAACGGUGGUGACUGAGCGACGAGAUGCAGCAACGAUGAACACCAACGCCAACGCAAUGAACCACUGUUUCGCCGCUGCGACGCAGGAUCUCGAUCCGCAACACUCUCCGCCGCCGCCAGCCACCAGUACCUCCACCCAACCGUACCACCAGCAACCCCAGCCGCAGCGCCGCCUCCGCGGCUUCGCCGCCACAAACUCCAACAGCAACGCCGCAGCAACCGCCACUCCAAUAAAGAGCAGGAAGGAGAGAGACAAGGAGAAGGAGCGAACGAAGCUCCGAGAGCGCCACCGCAGAGCAAUCACCAGCCGAAUGCUCGCCGGUCUCCGCCAGUACGGGAAUUUCCCCCUCCCUGCGCGCGCCGACAUGAACGACGUCAUCGCUGCACUCGCUCGGGAGGCUGGCUGGACGGUUGAGCCCGACGGCACCACUUACAGGCAGACGCCGCCGCCCCCUCCAAUACAUCCGCAAUCGCAAUCGCAGCCGCCUCCUGCUUCUCAUUUCAAUUCUGUUCAACAAAAUAAUAGUAAUGCCUCUAACGUGCAGGGUGUAAAUCCAGUUCGGUCAGUUGAAAGCCCAUUAUAUUCUGGUGCUUUGAGAAAUUGCUCUGUGAGGCCAUCAGUUGAUUGUCAGCCUUCAACUCUCAGAGUUGAUGAGAAUUUGUCACCAGCAUCCCUUGAUUCAGUUGUUGCAGAAAGGGAUGCAAAGCUUGACAAAUAUUCCAGUGCCAGCGCCAGCGCCAGAGACUCCCCUGAAUGUUUGAAGACAAGCCAGGCAUUGCUCGGGGGAGAAACAUACUUCAGUUGCAUAAUGAAUAAUUCUCUACAUCAUGGUCGAUUCUUGCAGCUUGUGCAAGAUGUUCACUGCAGGGAGCAUGGAAACGGUCUUCCUGAAACCUCUUACAUCCCUGUUUAUGUGAAGCUUGCAACUGGCUUAAUCAGCAAUUUCUGCCAGUUGAUGGAUCCUGAAGGUGUUAAAGUGGAAUUACAACAUCUGAGGUCUUUGAAUGUUGAUGGUGUUAUCGUAGAUUGUUGGUGGGGAAUCAUUGAAGCUUGGACACCAAAGAAGUAUGAAUGGGCAGGCUACAGGGAAAUGUUUAACAUUAUUCGAGAGUUUGGUAUGAAAUUGCAGGUGGCAAUGGCAUUUCAUGAAUACGGAGGACCUGAUACGGGUGGAAUAUUUAUCUCCCUCCCUCAGUGGGUAUUGGAAAUUGGGAAAAACAACCAGGAUAUAUUCUUCACAGAUCGUGAAGGAAGAAGAAAUACUGAGUGUCUUUCUUGGGGCAUUGACAAGGAACGAGUACUUAAAGGAAGAACUGGCAUCGAGAUCUAUUUUGAUUUCAUGAGAAGCUUCCGAACUGAGUUUGAUGACUUAUUCACUGAGGGCCUCAUUUCUGCUGUUGAAGUUGGGUUAGGAGCUUCUGGAGAGCUGAAGUACCCUUCAUUUUCAGAAAGGAUGGGCUGGAGAUAUCCGGGUAUUGGUGAGUUUCAGUGUCACGAUAAAUAUUUGUUGCAAAAUCUCCAAAGAGCUGCAAAACUCCGUGGACACUCAUUCUGGGGCCGGGCCCCUGACAAUGCUGGUUAUUAUAAUUCUAAGCCACAUGAGACAGGAUUCUUCUGUGACAGUGGUGAUUACGAUAGCUACUACGGACGCUUCUUUCGGCAUUGGUAUACUCAGGUCUUAAUAGACCAUGCUGAUAAUGUUUUGUCCCUGGCAAGUCUUGCCUUCGAGGAUAUACAGAUAGUCGUCAAGAUUCCAGCAGUUUACUGGUGGUAUAAGACAAGUAGCCAUGCUGCAGAGCUCACUGCUGGCUUCAACAACCCUUCUAACCAGGACGGUUAUGCUCCAUUGUUCGAAGUGCUGAAAAACCACGCCGUCACCAUGAAAUUUGUCAUCUCGGGAUUUCAGGCUCCAUAUCCAGAGAUUGAUGAAGCAUUGUCUGAUCCCAUGGCCCUGAACUGGCAGGUCCUUAACUCAGGUUGGGACAAAGGGCUUAAUGUUGCAGGCCAGAAUGGGCAGCCAUGCUACAAUAGAGAAGAAUUCACGAGGCUGGUUGAGACAGCAAAGCCGAGAGACCAUCCUGACCGCAGACACUUCUCUUUCUUCGCCUUCCAACAACCUUCGCCUUCGAUCCAAAGAACCAUAUGCUUCCCGGAGAUUGAUUACUUCAUUAAAAGCAUGCACGGAGAAGUCAGUAACUAAUAUUCCCAACUGGCGCCACGGGAGACUACUUUCACCUACUGUACUACAAAGUUUUUCUUGUAAAGUCCAACCUUAAUUAUUUUCUAUGUGGACGUAAUUUCAAGACUUUUCUAUGUUAAAAAUGUAUAUUCACCACGAUUCUAUGAACAAGUAAUGUUUAUCUGCA